GUGAUACUCAAUUGGUAAACUCAGUAUGAAUCAGCUGUGUGUUAUGUGUUUUGGUUUGUUUACAUAGAAAAUUCAGUUAACCUCUUAAUUCGUAAUGGAAAUAUUGACAAUGAUAAGGGUAACACAUCAAAAGCGCCCUUGAUAUGGGAAUGAAUUGAUUUGAUCGAGAUGGUCCAUAUUCCUAACACAUAUGCAUACGAUUUUUGGCUUGAAAACACACCCGAUCCAGUUGUUGAGCUGAGUUGUCUUAUGCCAAAUAGCAUAUUCAUUCCUCUGAAAGUUAACAGAAAUGCAACACUACAUGAAAUCAAGGAGGAUCUGUGGGAGGAGGCUGCGCGGUAUCCCUUAUAUGGGAUGCUGCACGAUGCCUCCUCAUACGUAUUCGCAUGCAUCAAUUCGAUGGCGGAGAACGAAGAACUGGAUGACGAGAACAGACGCAUAUGUGACAUACGCCCAUUCUGCUCCGUGUUACGAAUUAUUGAACGUAAAGGAAAUAAGGCGGAGAAGUCACUAAAUAAUCAGAUCAGCCAUCUUAUAGGAAAGGGACUUCAUGAGUUCGAUUCUUUAAAAAAUUCUGAAGUGAAUGAUUUUCGUUGGAGGAUGAAAAAUCUUGGAGAUGAAAUAGCGCAAAGUCGACAAAACAUGUCAUGGUUAGAUAAAAUGAAUUAUCAGUACCCUCCAAGGCUUUCAGCAUCUCCUGUUCCUCCUCCAAAUGUGAGCUGUCGCUUGAGAGAAGGCAACUUUGUGCUUGUAACAAGAUUUGAGAAUACAGAGACAUCUUUUACUUUCAAUAUUCCAUACACUAUGACUCCGCACAAGUUGCUGGUGACUGUUCUGAACAAGAAAGCCAUCACACUCAAUUCACGAGGUGAACACCCAUCGGACUUUGUGCUCAAAGUUUGUGGACAGGAGGAGUAUUUGGUGGGUGAUUAUCCAAUCAUUCAGUUCCUGUAUGUUCAAGAGGCAUUAGCCGCAGAUCUUACACCAACACUUGUUGUGGUUUCAGUCAACAGCGUUCCAGUUGAUAUUGACAAUGUGUAUGAGGAUGCUGAAGAUGUAGAAAGGAAACCAAGGUCAUCGUCUUCAACUUUAACUUGGAAAAAGAAGGGGAAGCAUUUGUCAUCGUGGUCCAUAGAUGUGAAAUUUGCAUUCCGCAUAAGUGCCAUAUGCCGCCUGAACUGCGAUGUAACACGAACAGAGGUGGGAGUGCAAGCAGGCCUCUUUCAUGGAGGUAAGUCACUUGCUGAGCCGCAGAAGACAAGUGAGAAGCAAGUGUCGAAGGAUGGGGAGUGUGAGUGGGAGGAGGAUUUGCAGUUUGACAUACAAGUCUGUAACAUCCCACGAAUGGCACGUCUCUGCCUUGUUGUUUAUGAGAUCUCAAAGACUGCCAAAGGUUCCAAAUUUCGCAGAUUAAAGGAUUCAAAGCAGGAGCUGUUCAUCAAUCCUUUGGCUUGGGUAAAUACAACAGUAUACGAUUUUAAAAAUCAAUUGAAGAUUGGAGCAAUGACACUGUACAUGUGGACGUAUGCAGAAGACACACAGACUGAUGACAUCCUACAUCCAUUAGGAACAGUUGUAUCAAAUCCUAACGUUGAACAUGCUACUGCCUUAACCAUCACUUUCCAUAGGUAUGAUGCAGAACGAACUGUCAUGUACCCAUCACCUGAAAAAGUAUUGGAGUUUGCAAGUAGCCAGGAGACCCCAAGUGGCACAGAAGGGGAGAACAUGGCUAGUGCUGAAAUACCAGGCAUGCAACCAAUGGUGUUCCUGGAACAACUAAGACAGGCUGCUGAGAGAGAUCCAUUGCAUGAAUUGCAUGAACAGGAGCGCAAAAUAAUUUGGAGUCUUCGAUACGACUGUCUUGCACAUUUUCCACAGCUGCUCCCAAAAUUACUUGACUGCGUCGAAUGGAAUGAUCACAGAGAGGUUUCAGAAGUGACUGCACUUUUGAGAAGGUGGCCGAAACUACCAGUGGAAAAAGCACUUGAGCUGCUCGACUAUGCAUAUGCAGAUCAAGCAGUUCGUAGUUUUGCUGUACAGUGUCUUAAAAGUGUUAGUGAUGAAGACCUCUCAUUGUACCUGCUUCAGCUUGUCCAGGCACUGAAACAUGAAGCUUAUUUGUACUGUGAUCUUGUAGAGUUCCUGUUACGCCGUGCUCUGAUGAACCAGAAAAUAGGUCACUAUCUUUUCUGGCAUCUCAGGUCUGAGAUGCAGGUGCCCUCAGUUUCAGUGAGAUUUGGGCUGAUACUGGAAGCAUACUGCCGGGGAAGCAAAGAACACAUGAGGGUCCUGGCACGACAGGUAGAAUUUCUGGAGCGAAUGAGGGAAGUCAGUGAACUUGUGCGACAGCGGCGUGACAAAGAUAAGGCACGAGCUUGUCUUCAAGAAAAUUUGGAACAGCCACACAUUGGUGAUGCAGUUUCACGUGUUUUGUCUCCUCUUGACCCUAGUUAUCGGUGUAAACAUGUCAAGAUUGAAAAAUGCAGAGUCAUGGAUAGCAAAAUGAGGCCUUUGUGGAUUGUGUUUGAAAAUGAUGAUCCAUAUGGUGAUGACAUAUUUAUCAUUUUUAAAAAUGGUGAUGACUUGAGACAAGAUAUGUUAACACUGCAAAUGCUGAGAAUAAUGGACAAAUUGUGGAAAAACGAGGGUCUGGACUUGAGGAUGAAUCCCUAUGGAUGCAUAUCAACUGACAAUCGUGUUGGUCUCAUUGAAGUAGUUUUAAAUGCUGAAACAAUAGCAAAUAUUCAGAAGGAGAAAGGAAUGUUUUCUGCUACAUCAGCAUUUAAGAAGGGUUCACUUUUAGCUUGGCUGAAAGACAACAACCCAACUGAUGUUCAACUAAAUAAAGCAAUAGAGGAAUUCACAUUAUCCUGUGCUGGCUACUGUGUAGCUACCUAUGUGUUGGGUGUUGGAGACAGACACUCUGAUAAUAUUAUGGUGAAGAAAUCAGGACAGCUGUUCCAUAUUGAUUUUGGCCAUAUAUUAGGUCAUUUUAAAGAGAAGUUUGGUUUCCGGCGCGAACGAGUCCCCUUUGUGUUGACACAUGAUUUUGUUCAUGUAAUCAAUAAGGGACAAACAAAAAAGGAAGCGUUGGAGUUUCAGAUUUUUCAGAGGCAUUGUGAACAGGCAUUCCGAAUUUUGAGACGACACGGAAGUCUCAUCCUUUCAUUGUUUGCAAUGAUGAUCUCCACAGGACUACCUGAGCUUAGCUCAGAAAAGGAUCUCAAUUACCUAAGGGACACUCUUGUAUUAGAGAUGUCCGAGUCUGAUGCUCUCACACACUUCCGUUCCAAGUUUGAUGAGGCACUGUGUAAUUCGUGGAAGACAUCACUGAACUGGGCAACACAUAAUAUGUCAAAAAACAAUACCCAGUGAGGUGCUGAACUGAAAGUUGCUGAGUCUCCAUAAUGUCUCUUCACAGAUGGUUCUUUGUGAUAUUCUUCCAGGGCUCAAGCAGUUAACAGAACUUAAGAAUUUUAUUUCCGCAAUAACUAGAAAAAUGUGUGUGUGUGUGUGUGUGUGUGUGUGUGUGUGUGUGUGAAGGGAUGGAAGGAGACUGGGAAUGGAGACAGAAAUACUCAAUGAUUUUUAGAGGGUUUCAAGUUCACUAUUUAGUCUAAGUGUGGAGUGGCUUCCAGUACACCAAAUAGGAAUCAUCAUGUAUUGUUUGUUUGUUUUUAAAAAUUGCUUGAAAUAUUUGUGUCAUCUGUUAUCAGUGCACAGACCCAGACUAGUGUUUUCAGUAUGCUUCUACUCAGUAUUUAUUAAACAGCACUCAUAUCUUGAGCAUGUUAUAUUUUAGUUCUUAAUUAUGCGCUGUGCCUGAUAAUUUUCUAGUUCACCACAUUUUGGUAUUUGUUCUGCAAUACAAAUGUGAGUACAAUGUUGUAAAUAUUUGGAUGUGUAUAUUGAAAGUUGUAUGUAUAUAGAGUAC
Messenger RNA from Schistocerca americana (American grasshopper), 3934 nucleotides. RefSeq names its product phosphatidylinositol 4,5-bisphosphate 3-kinase catalytic subunit delta isoform (gene Pi3K92E). The transcript is spliced from 18 exons. NCBI's taxonomy places the organism in Eukaryota, Metazoa, Arthropoda, Insecta, Orthoptera, Acrididae. Gene Ontology annotation, molecular function: 1-phosphatidylinositol-4-phosphate 3-kinase activity; 1-phosphatidylinositol-3-kinase activity. Gene Ontology annotation, biological process: cell migration; phosphatidylinositol-3-phosphate biosynthetic process; phosphatidylinositol 3-kinase/protein kinase B signal transduction. The record is from RefSeq and is a predicted model, not a curated record. The coding region runs from base 169 to 3375 and encodes 1068 amino acids. Gene Ontology annotation, cellular component: cytoplasm; phosphatidylinositol 3-kinase complex; plasma membrane.